Molecule: messenger RNA, 1278 nt
Organism: Echinops telfairi (small Madagascar hedgehog)
Lineage: Eukaryota; Metazoa; Chordata; Mammalia; Afrosoricida; Tenrecidae
Gene: SERPINB12
Product: serpin family B member 12
Exons: 7
Coding region: 1-1278 (425 amino acids)
Biological process (GO): negative regulation of endopeptidase activity
Molecular function (GO): serine-type endopeptidase inhibitor activity
Source: RefSeq, a predicted model, not a curated record
AUGGACUCCCUUGUUGCAGCAAACACCAAAUUUUGCUUCGAUCUUUUCCAAGAGAUAAGCCAAAACGACCCUCACAGGAACAUCUUUUUCUGUCCUCUGAGUCUCUCAGCGGCCCUCGGCAUGGUCCGACUGGGGGCGAGAAGCAGCAGCGCUGAUCAGAUCGAUAAGGUGCUAUACUUCAACGAAUUUUCUCAGAAUGAGAACGAAGAGCCAAACCCUUGCCUGAAGAGCAACACCCACGAGGUGGUGGAUGACAGUGGUGUGGAAGGGCAGGAAAGGAUGAAGGGGGCUCUGAAUCUGCCGGAUGAACCUUCCAGUGAUGGGAGUGGAGUUCUCAGCUGCUGCUUCGGAAGGCUCCUCUCUAAACUGGACCGAAUCCGAGUUGACUACACUCUGAGUAUUGCCAACAGACUCUACGGAGAGCAGGGAUUUCCCAUCUGCCCGGAAUACUUGGAUGGCGUGAUUCAGUUUUACCACACCACAGUUGAAAGUAUUGACUUCCGGAAUGACACCGAAAAGUCCAGACAACAGAUUAACUUCUGGGUUGAAUCUCAAUCGCAAGGUAAAAUCAAGGAGCUCUUCAGCAAGGACAUGAUCAGCAAUGCGACCGUGUUGGUGCUGGCCAACGCUGUGUACUUCAAGGCCAAAUGGGAGAAAAGCUUUGACUGUCAAAACACAGUUGACGCCCCUUUCUUUCUGAAGGAGAAGGAAAAGAAGACUGUCAAGAUGAUGAACCAAAAGGGCCUCUUUCGAAUUGGCUUCAUCAAGGAGCUGCAGGCACAGAUCCUGGAAAUGAGGUACAUCAAGGGGAAGCUCAGCAUGUUCAUCCUGCUGCCAUCGGCCUCUUCAGACAACCUGAAGGGACUGGAAGAGCUUGAAAGUAAAAUGACUUAUGAUAAAAUAAUGACUUGGACGAGCUCUGAACAUAUGUCAGAAGAGCAAGUGGUUGUGUCCUUCCCCCAGUUAGCCCUGGAAGACAGCUACAAUCUCAAUUCUAUUCUGCAAGACAUGGGCAUUGUGGAUAUCUUUGAUGAAUCCAAGGCGGAUCUUUCAGGAAUCUCUUCCAGCCCCAAUGUGUUCCUGUCGAAGAUAGUCCACAAGACAUUCUUGGAGGUGGAUGAAGAUGGCACCCAGGCAGCUGCAGCCAGUGGGGCAGUUGUUGCUACAAGAUCAAAGACGAGCUAUGAGACAUUUAAUGCCAACCGCCCUUUUCUCUUUUUCAUCAGACACAACAAAACUCAAACCCUCCUCUUCUAUGGCAGGGUCUGCUCUCCUUGA